AUGGACUACUGGCAAAGAAGAGAAAGAGAGACAAAACUUUAUCGAUUCAUAGAGCUUAUAGUGAAAGUCAUUCCUGCAGUAUACAUUGCAAUUGUUUUUCACUUGAUGGGCUUGAAAGAAUGUGACCCUCCAGAACCAAUUGGGAUUGUUUAUUCUGUUAGAUAUGAAAUAGAAGUUAGACUUCAUUAUGCUAUCAAGAAAUUCUUAUGGAAGACCCAGAAAGCUGGAUAUUAUAUUAGAUUCAAAAGCUCAAAGGGUUGUAACUUCUUCGCUAAACAUUACAAAAGAGCUCAAAAGUCUUUACUCUCAUUUUUAAACAAGCUCAUCAAAACCUAUAAAGGUAAACCAGAUAUAAGUAGUAACAAAGAGUUGUGCUUUCCAUCAGAAAUUUGGUUAAAAAUUGUUCAGUAUGGUGUCAAUCCAGGUAAUAUGAUAAGAGUGAAUAAACGGUUGUUCAAUUUAUUUUCACCUAUGGUAUAUCAUUCAUUCCACUUGGAUUUGGUUUUAAGCUCAACUUCUCUUUUACAAAAACAAUAUUCACAUUACUUGGACUUUGCUGAGCUUUAUUAUCUUCAUCCUCAAGAUCCUUAUAAGCUUUAUGAAAAUUAUCAAAAAUCAAAGGGAGCUAAGUAUGAAUUUUUGGAUACUUAUCAUAGAAGGUUCCCAAAUGAAAGCUAUUAUACAUCCAAUUGUGAAUUAAGCUCAGGUGCAGUUGUAACUAUCAAAACAAAGGUAUUUAGAAGCUUUAAAGAUGUUGAAAGAUUUCUAAGCCAAACCAUUACGAAUGAAAAUUCUUAUUUUAGACAUUUUGUACAAGAGUUGAGUUCAAAUAUCACUAUCAUUGAUGAUUUUAAUGAAUUGAUUGAAGACUGUUUUAUGUUUGGAGAAACUAUAAGUAAGCUCUCAAAGAAUGAAGCACUUAAUGUUUUAUCAUGUAAUGCAAAAUCAUUCCAGGUAUUUGAUUUUUUAACUGAAGAAUACGAAGAUUGUAUCAGAAAAAAUAUUGAGCCACCUUUGUUCAAAGAGUCACUCAUUGACUUGGUUUCUACUUCAUAUUUACCUUUCAAAGAUAUAUUACCAGAAAACCCAUACUUCAGAGAGAUGACCCUUGCUGGAAUUCUUUUUGAUGAUCUCCAAGAAGGGAAGCAAAGAAGAAGGCUACACAACAUAAAAACCAACGGAGAGCUUGAAAAUUGUAAUCCGUUCAAAAUAUGGGACUCGGUGAGUAAGCCUAAAGGUAACCUAUUCGCGAAGAAAGAGUCAAUUUUAAAAGGUCCAGGAACAGUUCAAGUUCAUGGUCGUCAUUUUUUUACUGAAGAAGAAACACAAAACUUUUUGAGUCAGUUUGUUAGAUCCGUUACUGAAUUUGAGUCACAUAGAAAUUUUAAGUCUUCUAUUUUGAUUUCAGGUGUUACCCAGAUUUUUGAUAUCUCUCAAACACAGGAAGAUCAAAACAGUAUAGCUGUUCCAUAUGAGGUUGUGCCUCAGAUAAUUUUGAUUAAUAGAUCAAUAUAA
Messenger RNA from Hansenula ciferrii, 1515 nucleotides. RefSeq lists its product as uncharacterized. The transcript has a single exon. The record is from RefSeq and is a predicted model, not a curated record. Bases 1 to 1515 code for a protein of 504 amino acids. Lineage: Eukaryota; Fungi; Ascomycota; Saccharomycetes; Phaffomycetales; Wickerhamomycetaceae.